GGGAGAGAGAGCAGCCUGCCUGAUCUUCACAUUUCUUGCAGAGAUAACAUUACAGAGAAUGUCCAUGCUUCUUUAAGGAGACUCAGCGCUGUUCAAAGGUUCAGAAAUACCCAGACUAAAAGGCCAAUAAGUAGCUCUUUGACAGACCAUAUUGGACAUACAUAAAUGGAUGGACAAAGAUAUAUUGCAUUCAGAAUUCACUUGUCAACCAGUGAGACGCAUCAGUGGAUAUAAUGGGCAACACAACACAUAAACCUUUAGAAGAUGUGACUCUACAGCCCGACCCUGUGGUGAGCAGGCAGUUCUUCACUCUGCACGGUGGCAGCGGUGGGGAAGGAGGUGGCAGGGGUUCGGUGGUAGAGAGGCGGACGUCGGCCCCCCCAGUGAUCCUCAGUCUGGAGUCGCCCAGGUUCCACCCUCAGGCCAAGGGGAAGAACAUCAGGCUGGACGGUCAGCUGAGACGAGCUACCAGGAAGAACAGCUUCUGCAACGGAAUCACCUUCAGCCAACGACCUGUUAGACUCUAUCAGAAGGUUCGUCUGCGUCUGUCCGGUGUACACAACGGCUGGAGUGGUGCUCUGCGGUUCGGUUUCACCAGUCUGGACCCGAGCGAGCUCAACUCCUCCAACAUCCCCAAGUACGCCUGUCCGGACCUGGUGACGCGGCCGGGUUACUGGGCCAAAGCCCUGCCGGAACGCCUGGCGAUCCGCAACAACGUCCUGUCCUUCUGGGCCGACAGACACGGCCGUGUGUUCUACAGUAUCAACGAGGAGGAACCCAUCCUCUUCCACUGUGGUCUGAGUAUAGGAUGUCCGCUCUGGGCCAUCAUAGACAUCUAUGGCCUCAUCCAGGAGGUUACACUGCUAGAGAGCAAAUUUGCAGAGAGUGUCGGGUCCAGUUGUCUGUCUGCGGCCCGUCUCAGUGCCUACCUCCCUCAGAGCAGCCACGACUCCGCAAACUACAACAACAACCAGCUAGAGAACAACCAGGCCGCCGCGAAGAUGGCCACGUUACAGCUCAACAACAAAGCCACUGCGAAGAUGGCCACUGCGAACUACAGCUCAAAUUCUCUCAACAACCAGAUGAUCCCCUGUUGUACCACAUCUUCCUCCUCCAUAACAUCAUCAUCAUCCGUCUCAUUCUCCACCCCCCGGUUGGUCCGAGCUGGGCUCCCCUCGCCGCUCGACACCGACCUCCACUUCCAUCCAGUCCGUGGCCCGGACGUCAUCCUGUCAGCUGACCGCUCUGCAGCGUGUAUCCACUUCCUUGAGUCUUCGAGGACUCUGGUGUUCUCAGAUCGCCCCCUAAGGGUCAGGGAGACGCUCUACGUCGAGGUCGGUCAUCUCGGCCUGCCCUACUUCGGGGCGCUCCUUUUCGGACUGACCUCCUGCGAUCCGGGGUCCCUCCAUGCUGGGGAACUUCCUGCCGACCCAGAGGUGCUGCUGGACAGGAAGGAGUACUGGGUGGUGUACCGCGGCUUCCCCAUGCCCUGCUCCGGGGACGUUCUGUCCUUCAGCCUGACACCUAGCGGUGAGGUGCAUCAUGGGGUCAAUGGGGCGGCCAGAGGGAGGCUGCUGUGUGUCGAUUCAUCACAGAAACUCUGGGCCUUCUUUACCCUGCAUGGAGCGGUCAACAGACUCAGGAUACUGGGCACGCUUCAGUCCAGCCCUUCCUUCCUUUCCUCCCAGACCAGUAGUAGCAGUAGUAGUCCAGACGACAGUGGUUCUGACCCGGCCUUCAGCGUCAACAGGUCCUCCUCCGAGUCCUCCCUGGUGACGGCCCCCAGCUCCCCUCUCAGCCCCCCUGUCUCCCCCACGCUGUCUCCCCCACCCUGUCUCCCCCACGCUGUCUCCCCCUCCCUGUCUGCCCCAGAGCUGCCUUCUGGUGGUAAGAACGGGGAGUGCACCGUCUGUUUCGACCAGGAAGUGGACACAGUCAUCUACACCUGCGGACACAUGUGUCUGUGUAACAACUGUGGGCUAAAGCUGAAGAGACAAGUGAAUGCCUGCUGUCCUAUCUGCCGCAGGCCCAUUAAAGACGUCAUCAAGACAUACAGACCAUGAGAGGACUGGGACAUUACUGAGACAUUACUGGGACAUUACUGGGACAUUACUGGGACAUUAUUGCAACAGGCCCAUUAAAGACGUCAUCAAGACAUACAGACCAUGAGAGGACUGGGACAUUACUGGGACAUUACUGGGACAUUACUGAGACAUUAUUGCAGCAGGCCCAUUAAAGACGUCAUCAAGACAUACAGACCAUGAGAGGACUGGGACAUUACUGGGACAUUACUGAGACAUUACUGGGACAUUACUGGGGCAUUACUGGGACAUUACUGGGACAUUACUGCAGCAGGCCUAUUAAAUACGUCCCAUUAAAGACGUCAUCAAGACAUACAGACCAUGAGAGGACUGGGACAUUACUGAGACAUUACUGAGACAUUACUGGGACAUUACUGGGGCAUUACUGGGACAUUACUGGGACAUUACUGCAGCAGGCCUAUUAAAUACGUCCCAUUAAAGACGUCAUCAAGACAUACAGACCAUGAGAGGACUGAGACAUCACUGGGACAUUACUGGGACAUUACCUAGACAUUACUGGGACAUUACUGGGACAUUAUUGGGACAUUACUGGGACAUUACUGGGACAUUAUUGCAGCAGGCCCAUUAAAUACGUCCCAUUAAAGAUGUCAUCAAGACAUACAGACCAUGAUGUCUGGGACAUUACUGGGACAUUACUGGGACAUUACUGAGACAUUACUGGGACAUUACUGGGACAUUACUGCAGCAGGCCCAUUAAAGACGUCAUCAAGACAUACAGACCAUGAGAGGACUGAGACAUUACUGGGACAUUACUGGGACAUUACUGAGACAUUACUGGGACAUUACUGGGACAUUACUGGGACAUUACUGGGACAUUACUGCAGCAGGCCCAUUAAAGACGUCAUCAAGACAUACAGACCAUGAGAGGACUGAGACAUUAUUGGGACAUUACUGGGACAUUACUGGGACAUUACCGCAGCAGGCCUAUUAAAGACGUCCCAUUAAAGACGUCAUCAAGACAUACAGACCAUGAUGUCUGGGACAUUACUGCAGCAGACAUUGUCUAGAGCAGGGAUAUUCAACUCUGACCCUACGAGAUCUGGAGUACUGCUGGUUUCCUGUUCUACGUGAUAAUUCAUUUCACACCUGGUGUCCCAGGUCUAAACCAGACCCUCAUUAGAGGGGAAUCACCCACCUGGUGUCCCAGGUCUAAAUCAGUCCUUGAUUAGAGGGGAAUCACCCACCUGGUGUCCCAGGUCUAAAUCA
Molecule: messenger RNA, 3308 nt
Organism: Oncorhynchus gorbuscha (pink salmon)
Lineage: Eukaryota; Metazoa; Chordata; Actinopteri; Salmoniformes; Salmonidae
Gene: neurl1b
Product: neuralized E3 ubiquitin protein ligase 1B
Exons: 7
Coding region: 234-2063 (609 amino acids)
Biological process (GO): ubiquitin-dependent endocytosis
Cellular component (GO): early endosome
Molecular function (GO): ubiquitin protein ligase activity
Source: RefSeq, a predicted model, not a curated record